UGUCAGGCUACCUGCCAAAGACUCAGACGGCUGAAGCGCGAGAGUCUUUCUUUCGUCAAAUAAUCGAUCAAACAUUUGGAAUAUUUUCCAGUUUUUGGGGGAGACCUGGACGUCGUGUCUUCUCCUCUUCGAUCCAAAAUGGCGUCCGCUGUUUGCUCCGCUGGAAGUUUUAAUCGGUGAAAAAAAAAAAGGUGGACCCUCCUCCUCCCCAGAUGUGGCCUCCACCUCUGCUGAGACUUCUGUUCAUGAACGGCGAGGAGGAGCUCUCUGAUUGGACGGCUGGAGGGAUGACGGGCCUCUAGCAGACAUGGAGACAGGAGAGACAGACAGACAGACAGCUGGACAGCCUACGUUCCCUUUAUUAACUCAGGAUUGAGAGCUUGUAUUUUUAUACCCGGAGCCGUAAUAUUUUUCACUAGUUGUCGUCGAGAAGAAGCCAUAGAGCCGCAGCGAUGAGCUCUGAGGGCUUCCAGUACCGAGCUCUGUACGACUACAAGAAGGAGCGCGAGGAGGACAUCGACCUACACGUGGGAGACAUGCUGCUGGUCAGCAGAGGAGCGCUGGUGGCCCUCGGCUGUGGGAACGGAGCCGAAGAACGACCGUCGGAGAUCGGCUGGCUGCCCGGCGUCAACGAGACCACGCAGGAGAAAGGAGACUUCCCCGGGACGUACGUGGAGUUCAUCGGCAGAAAGAGGAUGUCCCCGCCCACUCCCAAGCCCCGCCCCCAAAGACCGCCAUCUGCAGCGUCCGUGAGGACGGACUCCGAGUCAGAGGGUGAGUAACAAACCAUCCGUCAGAUAUAGAUAUAGAUAUAGAUAUAGAUAUAUGUAGAGAACAUACAGUAUGAAAACAUGCAGCAGCUCAACCACAUCUCAGAUGAACUGCUCUGUGAGUUCGACAAGUAAACACAAAAACAGCUGUUUUGCUCUGGUCAGUGUUUCUCUCUGUGCUCUUCAUUUACUCUUCAAAAUAAAAGCCCUGCUCCUCCAUAGAAACAGAACCAUGAUGAGUAGAAGUAGAACUUGAACAUGUCUUCAGUGCAAAACAACAGUUAUGAUGACAUCAGUCAUGAGAAGAAGAAAAUGAGUUUAAUUUUUUUGAUCAUUUAUUUACAAAAAUUUGGAAAACAAUAUAAUCGAUAAAUCCAAGUGUUACAAUGUUAGAAAUAAAUAGACUCUACAUUCUAUAAAUAUUCACAUGUUUCUCCUCUCCUCUCCUCUCCUCUCCUCUCCU
Anarrhichthys ocellatus (wolf-eel) is the source of this 1233-nucleotide messenger RNA. RefSeq names its product phosphatidylinositol 3-kinase regulatory subunit alpha-like. Gene Ontology annotation, molecular function: protein binding. Bases 453 to 782 code for a protein of 109 amino acids. The transcript has 3 exons. NCBI's taxonomy places the organism in Eukaryota, Metazoa, Chordata, Actinopteri, Perciformes, Anarhichadidae. The record is from RefSeq and is a predicted model, not a curated record.